Molecule: messenger RNA, 3405 nt
Organism: Trichosurus vulpecula (common brushtail)
Lineage: Eukaryota; Metazoa; Chordata; Mammalia; Diprotodontia; Phalangeridae
Gene: GRIK2
Product: glutamate ionotropic receptor kainate type subunit 2
Exons: 19
Coding region: 1-2661 (886 amino acids)
Biological process (GO): monoatomic ion transport; modulation of chemical synaptic transmission; synaptic transmission, glutamatergic
Cellular component (GO): plasma membrane; kainate selective glutamate receptor complex; postsynaptic membrane
Molecular function (GO): kainate selective glutamate receptor activity; transmitter-gated monoatomic ion channel activity involved in regulation of postsynaptic membrane potential
Source: RefSeq, a predicted model, not a curated record
AUGGGUGGUAUUUUUGAAUAUGUGGAAUCUGGCCCAAUGGGAGCUGAGGAAUUAGCCUUCAGAUUUGCUGUGAACACAAUCAACAGAAAUAGAACUUUACUGCCCAAUACCACCCUUACCUACGACACUCAAAAGAUAAAUCUCUAUGAUAGUUUUGAAGCAUCCAAGAAAGCCUGUGAUCAGCUGUCUCUCGGGGUAGCAGCCAUCUUUGGGCCUUCGCACAGUUCAUCAGCCAAUGCAGUGCAAUCCAUCUGCAAUGCCCUGGGGGUUCCCCACAUACAGACUCGCUGGAAGCACCAAGUGUCAGACAACAAGGAUUCCUUCUAUGUCAGUCUAUACCCUGACUUCUCCUCACUCAGCCGUGCCAUUUUGGACCUGGUGCAAUUUUUCAAGUGGAAAACAGUCACAGUUGUAUAUGAUGAUAGCACUGGCCUCAUUCGUUUGCAAGAACUCAUCAAAGCUCCAUCAAGGUACAAUUUGCGGUUGAAAAUACGUCAGUUGCCUGCUGACACAAAGGAUGCAAAACCUUUACUAAAGGAGAUGAAAAGAGGCAAGGAGUUUCAUGUAAUCUUUGACUGCAGUCAUGAAAUGGCAGCAGGCAUUCUUAAACAGGCAUUAGCUAUGGGAAUGAUGACCGAAUAUUACCAUUAUAUCUUUACUACACUGGACCUCUUUGCUCUUGAUGUGGAACCCUACCGAUACAGUGGUGUUAACAUGACAGGGUUCAGAAUCUUAAACACUGAAAACAGCCAAGUCUCGUCUAUUAUUGAAAAGUGGUCAAUGGAACGACUACAGGCACCUCCUAAGCCCGAUUCAGGUUUGCUGGAUGGAUUUAUGACGACUGAUGCAGCUCUAAUGUAUGAUGCUGUCCAUGUGGUGUCAGUUGCUGUCCAACAGUUCCCACAAAUGACUGUCAGUUCAUUACAAUGUAAUCGGCACAAGCCAUGGCGCUUUGGGACCCGCUUUAUGAGUCUAAUUAAAGAGGCCCACUGGGAAGGCCUCACAGGCAGAAUAACUUUCAACAAAACCAAUGGCUUAAGGACAGAUUUUGAUUUAGACGUGAUCAGCCUGAAGGAGGAAGGUCUUGAAAAGGCAGCACAAGAGAUUAAAAAGCAUCUUAGCAAAAUAUGGACUAAAAUUGGAACUUGGGAUCCAGCCAGCGGCCUGAACAUGACAGAAAGUCAAAAGGGAAAACCUGCCAACAUCACAGAUUCUUUAUCCAAUCGCUCUUUGAUUGUUACUACCAUUUUGGAAGAACCCUAUGUUAUGUUCAAGAAGUCUGAUAAGCCCCUAUAUGGAAAUGAUCGAUUCGAGGGAUAUUGCAUUGACCUCCUCAGGGAACUAGCUACAAUCCUUGGUUUUACCUAUGAGAUUAGACUUGUGGAGGAUGGAAAAUAUGGAGCCCAGGAUGAUGUCAAUGGACAGUGGAAUGGAAUGGUUCGAGAACUAAUUGAUCAUAAAGCUGACCUUGCAGUUGCCCCACUGGCUAUUACCUAUGUUCGAGAGAAGGUCAUCGACUUUUCCAAGCCCUUUAUGACUCUUGGAAUAAGUAUUUUGUACCGCAAACCCAAUGGUACAAACCCAGGCGUCUUCUCCUUCCUGAAUCCUCUCUCCCCUGAUAUCUGGAUGUAUAUUCUGCUGGCUUACUUGGGUGUCAGUUGUGUGCUCUUUGUCAUAGCCAGGUUUAGUCCCUAUGAAUGGUAUAACCCACACCCUUGCAACCCUGACUCAGACGUGGUGGAAAACAAUUUUACCUUGCUAAAUAGUUUCUGGUUUGGAGUUGGAGCUCUCAUGCAGCAAGGUUCUGAGCUCAUGCCCAAAGCGCUCUCCACCAGGAUAGUGGGAGGCAUUUGGUGGUUUUUCACACUUAUCAUCAUUUCUUCGUAUACUGCUAACUUAGCCGCCUUUCUGACAGUGGAACGCAUGGAAUCCCCCAUUGAUUCUGCUGAUGAUUUAGCUAAACAGACCAAGAUAGAGUAUGGAGCUGUGGAGGAUGGGGCUACUAUGACCUUUUUUAAGAAAUCAAAAAUCUCCACUUAUGACAAAAUGUGGGCCUUUAUGAGUAGCAGGAGGCAGUCAGUGCUUGUCAAAAGUAAUGAAGAAGGUAUCCAGCGUGUACUCACCUCUGAUUAUGCCUUCCUAAUGGAGUCAACAACCAUUGAGUUUGUCACACAGCGGAACUGUAACCUGACACAGAUUGGAGGCCUUAUAGACUCCAAAGGUUAUGGCGUUGGCACUCCCAUGGGUUCUCCAUAUCGAGAUAAGAUCACCAUAGCAAUUCUUCAACUCCAAGAAGAAGGCAAGCUUCAUAUGAUGAAAGAAAAAUGGUGGCGUGGUAAUGGCUGUCCAGAGGAAGAGAGUAAAGAAGCCAGUGCUCUGGGAGUUCAGAAUAUUGGUGGCAUCUUCAUUGUUUUAGCAGCCGGCUUGGUGCUUUCAGUCUUUGUGGCAGUUGGAGAGUUCCUGUACAAAUCCAAAAAAAAUGCUCAACUGGAAAAGAGGUCCUUCUGUAGUGCUAUGGUAGAAGAGCUGAGGAUGUCUCUGAAGUGUCAGCGCCGGUUAAAACACAAACCCCAGGCCCCUGUUAUUGUGAAAACAGAAGAAGUUAUCAACAUGCACACAUUUAACGACAGAAGGUUGCCAGGGAAAGAAACCAUGGCAUAAAGCUGGGAGACCCAAAUGCCCAAGCACAAACUGUCGUCUUUUUUUUUUCAAACAACUUUAGCGAGAAUGUUUCCUGUGGAAAUAUGCAACCUGUGCAAAAUAAAUGAGUUACCUCAUGCCGCUGUGUCUAUGAACUCAAGACUCUUGUGAUCUAAGCAGUUGCAAUGGUCAGACUCGAUUCACAAGCACCAUGGAUCAACUGUGUUCUGCGGGGUUACACUGUUUAUCAUGGGUUCCACCAUUCUUCUGAAUGAAUGUGAUUUAUGAGGUUUGUGGCUGGUUUCAAAUGCAGUCCAGUGAGAUUACAGGUUCCCUUGGACGUUCAACUGUGGCCACGAGAUGGAGUAUCUAUGCUCAGUGGGGCAGUCAUUCAAGGAAUCAUUAAACAAACAAAAGACUUGGAAUCAGCAAAAACUGUAGUGUAACAAGAAACAAUAUGUUCUUCUGAACUUCCAGAUAUAGAGGUGGUGAGGUUACUGGCCCCCAACUGCACAGUAUAAUAAUCAUCUGAAUAGACAAUAUGUGUUUAUUGGAUGUGAAAAAUAUUGUAACACAAAGCAAAUCUGAAUUUCAUAAAAAGAGGAAUAUAAAGUGGACUUGUGUCUGCUUUGUGGACUGUCUGUGUCACUGACUGAAAUAAAAAUGUCGGUAACCAAGGCAAUAAUGAUUUUCUUAAAUUCACCAAGCCAGGAAAUGUAAUGUGAGACACCCUUCCCCAGUAAAAUGAAAAACAAAUGAAAGCCA